UUUUUUUUUAUUUUAUGACCUGCUAUGAUUGUUUGAUGAUAUUUGUUUUAUUUUGUAGGUAUGCGAAUGACGAAGAAGAUAUCAUUAUUCUCAUAUACUAUUACAUUGUUUUCAAUGGCUUCCUGGGUAUUCCAGUUUUCGGCAAAAAAAAGAAACAAGUCUUUUCAAGCCCUAACGCUCAUGAGCACCUUCAUUUCAUCACACAUUCUGUUAAAUUCAUUGAUGUACCUUUUUUUUCUUUGGGCACCGUGUAUGCGUUUAUGCAUAAUAGACAUAAUCAUCACUCAUGCCUAAUGAU
This is a messenger RNA of Halteromyces radiatus, 298 nucleotides long. RefSeq lists its product as uncharacterized. The transcript has a single exon. Lineage: Eukaryota; Fungi; Mucoromycota; Mucoromycetes; Mucorales; Cunninghamellaceae. Bases 61 to 294 code for a protein of 77 amino acids. The record is from RefSeq and is a predicted model, not a curated record.